AUGAAUGGCAAUUUUACGAAUGUAUUGGGAAAUACGAGCAUUCAUCUAUGGCAAAACAGCAUCACAGUUGCAUUUAUAGUGGUAAACUGUACGGUGCUAUUCUUAACUUUAAUUAUAGGUAUAGCAGCAAAUCUGUUCGUGGCGUGGGCCGUGUACAAUCAGAAGUCACUUCGGACAUCCAACAAUGCGCUCUUGGUCAACCUUGCCGUAAUUGAUCUCCUACGAUGCGCGACAGAUUGUCCCUUACUCUUGGUUAUUAUCCUGGGUGGACGCAACGGUGGAGACAUUUGGAUUAUUCUUUGUAACGGUCAGGUGAUAUCCUUCUCACUCAGUUGCUGUGUUCAGUUACUCACGUUGGCAUGCAUCAGCGCUGAACGUUAUCAAGCCAUAGCACACCCAUUUAAGACAUCUGAACGCCGAAAACGCAUUAUGACAUGGAUUCCGUUGACUUGGACCAUAUCUAUCCUCAUCUCAGUUCUCUGUGUAUUGUUUGCAAAGGAUUCCCCCGUAUACGUGAGAUGCAAACGUGUGGAUGUAGAUACACUAAAAUCGUAUGACACUUUUGGACUGUACGUUUUAAUCCCAGUUUGGUCCAUUUGCUUAGUUAUCAUUAUUUGUUUCUAUACUCGAAUAUUCUUUCUAGUAAAAGCUCACAGCAGAAAAGUAUUUGACAAGGGAACUUUUAUUUCCCCCGGGGAAAAAAGAGAAAAUGAAAAAAAGAUGGAAGAGGAGCAGACGAAGGAAAAAGUUAAAUGCGAACCAGAGAUAACUACAAAACCGGACGAUUCUCAGUUGGUGCCUGAGGCUACAGAAACUACUGAUAAUGGAAAGAUGACGCCCGGGGAUUCAAACGUGCCCUGUUGCUCGGACACUGCAGAAAAAAACAGGGAUGCAACGAGCGAGCCUAUCAAAACAACAGAUGUUGUAAAACCUGGCCAAACUGAACAUUUGCUCAGUGCAUCCAAUCAAAAUCGUGAUUCAUCUCAAAUGAAUUCAAACACAAAUGCUCCACAACUGAUAGAUUUGGAGGGAGAUGAUGGCAAGGGUACUCCGCAGACGAAAGAAGACAAUGCAAAAGUCGAGGAGUUGUCACCUCUGCCGGCCGGAGAAACUCGGCCCUCUGCUAGUCCAGCCGAAAACGCAGAUCAAAACGAAGAAGUCGUGGGUGCAGUUUGUAUGAUGCCAUCCCUUGCCAACAGGGAGAGGGGCAUCAAAAACAAAGAGAGCAAACUGGCGAAGCGCUCUGGCUAUAUCAUUUUAACAUUCCUCUUGUUCUGGAUACCGCUGAUUGCGACAGUGCUUUUGAACUUCUUUAUUCACACAAACGCGGAUCCAAUCAGCAAGCUCACCAGAGAGUUGGAAAUUCUCUCAGUCUCUUUGUGCUGCAUGACGUCCGUUACAAACCCGAUCAUUUACGCAGCUGUAAAUCCCCAAUUUCAAAACGAGUUUCACAACCUGAAGACAAGGUGUAAAGCUUUAUGGACUAAAACUUAA
Messenger RNA from Chanos chanos (milkfish), 1494 nucleotides. RefSeq lists its product as uncharacterized. Lineage: Eukaryota; Metazoa; Chordata; Actinopteri; Gonorynchiformes; Chanidae. The record is from RefSeq and is a predicted model, not a curated record. The transcript is spliced from 2 exons. Gene Ontology annotation, molecular function: G protein-coupled receptor activity. Gene Ontology annotation, biological process: G protein-coupled receptor signaling pathway. Gene Ontology annotation, cellular component: plasma membrane. The coding region runs from base 1 to 1494 and encodes 497 amino acids.